Molecule: messenger RNA, 1395 nt
Organism: Chaetomium globosum CBS 148.51
Lineage: Eukaryota; Fungi; Ascomycota; Sordariomycetes; Sordariales; Chaetomiaceae
Exons: 2
Coding region: 1-1395 (464 amino acids)
Biological process (GO): regulation of transcription by RNA polymerase II
Cellular component (GO): nucleus
Molecular function (GO): RNA polymerase II cis-regulatory region sequence-specific DNA binding; DNA-binding transcription activator activity, RNA polymerase II-specific
Source: RefSeq, a predicted model, not a curated record
AUGGCCACAAUCUCAAGUGACAGUCGUCCGGCGGCGCAGCCAGCCACGCUUUUUGCAAGCGCUACUACUCGGCCGCCAUCCCUGACUCACUCCUCCAUUCCUGCCCCAUUAUCCUCCAACACCGACACCACAAAUAUCUCAACCGCCCCAAGCCCCAGUGUUCUGACUCCUUCAGGAGUAGUGUCGGACGGUUUUAACCCGUCAGGGGCUCACGCCAGCAGCCCGCACACCUCCCAGCCCGGAGGCUCGCUAUACUACUCGGGCCACAUGACAGGCUCGUGGCCAACGCCGGGCUUGUCCCAACCUCCCGCGUACACGUACGGGAAUUCCGGCUCCAGCGGCCCUGGCUCAGGCUCGCUUGCUCAACCGCCGUAUAAUCGAACAUCGGCAUCCUAUAGUUCAGCCCCCUCGCCGUCCCAACAUAACUUCCCCGGUCGCGCUUCAACAUCGGCCCCGAACGGCGAAUCUGUACCAGCACCGCACUCCUAUCAGGACCAACCAAGCUUUCCGAGCCCAGUAGGCGUUGGAGGAGCCGGGGCUGGCGGAGGAAGCAGCCUCGGGUCGCCGCUCAACGCCCCAGGGGGCCACCAGCCUGGGCUUGCCCAGCCCAUGCUCAGCAACCCGACCCAAAACACGACACGUCAAGCGCCAGCUGGGCAGAACAACCCAGGAGGAGGCCCUGCCACGACACAAGACGGAGGCUCCUACCGCUCCCCAGCUACCUACUACCCACAAACGACGGCGCCGCAGCAGCCCUCAUUUUCUUCUUACGCCACCCCAGCGACACAGCCAUCACCGACAACUGCCUCCCCCGCUACGUCUUCAGGGUCCGUCCCACGAGGUGCCGGCUCGAUUCCGGCAAUGGCCCCGCCGCUACAAUAUCCAGGCGGACGCGGCCACCCGGUACAGGCUAUGAUGUCGUAUGCAUCAUAUAGCCCAACGUCGGGCCCAGUCAUGAGCAAUAUGCACCACCCAGGAGCUCCUUUGGCCAUAGUAGGCGGCAUUUCGGGGAUAUCCAGCUAUACCCACUCAGGGAUGUCUUCUCAGCACCCGCAUCCCCUUUACGUCCAUCACCCGGGCGGCCCAGCGCCACAAUCUGAACGCCCUUUCAAAUGCAACGAAUGCCCACAGGCCUUCAAUAGGAAUCACGACUUGAAGCGGCAUCAGAGGAUACACUUGGCUGUCAAGCCGUUCGGGUGCGAAGACUGCGAAAAGAGGUUUUCGAGGAAAGACGCACUGAAGCGUCAUAAACUCGUCAAGGGGUGCGGCAGCACUUCACCUCCAGGAGCGGCGGGGCCUGUUACCGGCGGCAACGAAAGUGCCCCGGAUGAUCGCAGUGCUGCGGCAAGCGGCGACAGGGACCAUAGCCCAAAACCGAUCAAAAAAGAGCGCUGA